AAGGCCUUCGUCCUUCUCACCCUACUCUCUCUCUCUCUCCCUCUCUCCACUCUCUCUUUCUAUUUCCAUCAUAUCUAUCCGCUCUAAUUUUCUGCUAUAUACCCUCCCAUCGAUUCUUGUAUUCUUGACGAUUUCGUCUUCCUGUUAACGUUUUCUAGAACAACGCCAUGUCGAUCGCCUUGGAUAGCAGUUCCAGUAAUCGAAUCGAACGGUCAGGCUUGCGCCACGGCAUGUCCUGCGGAUCGGAGUAUGACUCGCCCGAUUCCGGCAGGCCGGUCAACGUUAUGUUCUCCGGAGAUCUCCGAUUGCCGGCGGCGAAAGACGUGGAGGACGAGGUGGAUGAUUCGAGUAGCUCGUCGUCGAUCGGAGUGGACAGUGAUUUGUCGGAUGGGGAUGACAACUCCGGCGAGGGUGAGGUUCAGAGCUCGCAUAAGGGAGCGAUAGAUAAUUUGGAUGAUCUGGAGGAGGUUUUGCCCAUGAAGAGGGGUAUAUCCAGUUUCUACAGCGGCAAAUCAAAAUCUUUUACAAGUCUAACUGAUGCCACUUCCUGUUCAACCAUUAAAGAAAUUGUAAAGCCUGAAAACCCUUACAGCAGGAAGCGCAGGAACUUGCUAGCUUAUAGUACUCUCUGGGACAAGAAUCGCAGUUACCCACCAAGAAGCAACAGUGGCGGCAUAUCAAAGAAACCUUUCCACUCCAGUAGAAGUACUUUGGCUCUGGCAAUGACUAUGAGCAGCUAUGAAAGCAAUAACAACAGUGAAAGCUCUGGCUCAAACUCGUCAUCGCCCACUCUAUCUCGACCUCCCCUCUACCCACAGAGUAGACGAUCACCCAAUAACUUGCCAUCAUUGUCGUCCUCUGAGCAAAAUUUCUCUCCAUGGAGGUCUUUCUCUCUAUCUGAUCUGCAGUGUGCUACUACUGUUACCCCUAGUGUCAAUGGCCUAGUACACAGUAAUGGACAGAAGGGCAGGCCACUGUGAAGUAUCUAAAAUCUGUUAGGCUUGAACUAUGAAUGUAAAGUUAGGAAGGUAGUUAUGAUAUUGGGUAUUCUCUUCCCCUGGUUUCAACUUGUGGUUGAGUUGAUUGUACUACUAGUCCAAUCAUAUGAUUGCGCUGGGUUUUCAAAUAUGACGGAAACUGCAUGUUUUUGGAGGACAAGCAUUGAAGCAUCCCCCAUCCUCCUUUCCUACUUGUGCUUGCCUUCGAGUGGGCUCAACCAUGUCUCUUUCUCUGAUGAUGAUAGAACUCUUUGAGAGUGUCGAAACAAGUUCCAUCAGUGAAGCGCAAUCUCUCGUGACCAUUUCACUAGACAAUUUUGUAUUUCUCCCACAGAUUGUGUAAUCUAAUCUCCCCCUUAAUUUUGCAGUUCAUUCCUUAUUUUUGCA
This is a messenger RNA of Diospyros lotus (date-plum), 1385 nucleotides long. RefSeq names its product protein OXIDATIVE STRESS 3 LIKE 1-like. The coding region runs from base 168 to 980 and encodes 270 amino acids. Lineage: Eukaryota; Viridiplantae; Streptophyta; Magnoliopsida; Ericales; Ebenaceae. The transcript has 2 exons. The record is from RefSeq and is a predicted model, not a curated record.